GCCCCUUCCCGUGCCCGCCAUGUCCCGAGGCUCCAGCGCCGGCUUUGACCGCCACAUCACCAUCUUCUCGCCCGAGGGCCGCCUCUACCAAGUCGAGUAUGCUUUUAAGGCCAUAAACCAAGGUGGACUUACGUCUGUAGCUGUUCGUGGGAAAGAUUCUGCAGUGGUUGUAACACAGAAGAAAGUACCUGACAAGUUACUGGAUUCCAACACAGUGACUCAUUUAUUCAGAAUUACUGAAAAUAUUGGCUGUGUGAUGACAGGAAUGACAGCUGACAGCAGAUCCCAGGUGCAGAGAGCCCGCUAUGAGGCUGCUAACUGGAAGUACAAGUAUGGCUAUGACAUCCCUGUGGAUAUGCUGUGUAAGAGGAUUGCAGAUAUUUCUCAGGUCUACACACAAAAUGCUGAAAUGAGGCCUCUUGGUUGCUGUAUGAUUUUGAUUGGUAUUGAUGAAGAACACGGCCCUCAGGUAUACAAGUGUGAUCCAGCAGGUUACUAUUGUGGAUUCAAGGCCACAGCUGCAGGAGUUAAACAGACAGAGUCAACCAGUUUUCUUGAAAAGAAAGUGAAGAAGAAAUUUGAUUGGACAUAUGAACAGACAGUAGAGACAGCAAUAACGUGCCUGUCUACUGUACUAUCCAUUGAUUUCAAACCUUCAGAAAUAGAAGUUGGUGUAGUUACAGUGGAAAACCCUAAAUUCAGGAUCCUUACAGAAGCAGAGAUUGAUGUGCACCUUGUAGCUCUGGCAGAGAGAGACUAAUUAAUUAGCAUUCCCAUUUCCAUCGUCUGUGCUUCUGGCCAGGAUAUUUGGUGUAAAGAAAACACUUAAUAAUGGCUUUAGAUUGUGGGUGGAAAACAGUGUUCACUAUAUGAUGUAUUUUACUCUGUACA
This is a messenger RNA of Indicator indicator, 891 nucleotides long. RefSeq names its product proteasome 20S subunit alpha 6 (gene PSMA6). The transcript is spliced from 7 exons. NCBI's taxonomy places the organism in Eukaryota, Metazoa, Chordata, Aves, Piciformes, Indicatoridae. The record is from RefSeq and is a predicted model, not a curated record. The coding region runs from base 20 to 760 and encodes 246 amino acids. Gene Ontology annotation, biological process: ubiquitin-dependent protein catabolic process. Gene Ontology annotation, cellular component: cytosol; nucleus; proteasome core complex, alpha-subunit complex.